CCCGCGCGACCUGUCGUCGUGGCUCGAGGCACAGGCCAGGCAGGAAGGCGCCCGUAUAAAAGGUGCAGCCAGCGGCGACUGAGAGUGGCCGUGGACUUCGGCUGGACGAGGAUGGAGUGACCGGCGCGGCCCUGGCCACGGCAGACCCGGCUCGACGCCAUCGCCCGCUUGUGCAGGGGAACCAAGCUCCGUGCGGCCGGUCCAAGAAAGCGCGCACGCGGUGCUGGAAGCUGCCAUGGAGCGCGGCCACCGGGCGGGCAGCCCGCUGAGCGCCGGUGCCGAACCCGCGGCCCCGGCCGCCUCCCCCCGCGACUCGAGCCCCGGGCGGACUGGGCUGGGGUCUGCGGGGCCCGGGGGCGGCGUGCGCUCCGGGGGCGGGCGACCCGCGGCGGCGAACGCAGCGCGGGAGCGCAGCCGCGUGCAGACCCUGCGGCACGCCUUCCUGGAGCUGCAGCGCACGCUGCCGUCGGUGCCGCCCGAUACCAAGUUGUCCAAGCUGGACGUGCUGCUGCUGGCCACCACCUACAUCGCGCACCUCACCCGCAGCCUGCAGGACGACGCCGACUCGCCCGCGGACCCCGGGCUGGGCGCCUUGCGCGGCGAUGGCUACCUGCACCCGGUCAAGAAAUGGCCCAUGCGAUCAAGAUUAUACAUUGGUGCUACUGGUCAGUUUCUGAAGAAUUCUGUCUCUGGAGAAAAGGCAAAUCAUAGCAACUCUCCAACAGACUCCCAGCCUUAGGAUCACCCCUGGUGGGGGUUGGUAAAAGAGCAGGCUGUUGUUUUUAAAUAUUAUGGAAUUCUAUAUUUAUUACAUCAAACAUAACAAACACCAUAUCUGAAAGUUUACAUUUGAACUUAUAUUUGAAUGCUCAAAUUUAACUCUCUUAGCCAAAUGUGGAAUGAAAUCAUUGGUCUCCUAUAAAACACACAUAGCAUAUCUAGUCAUUGUGAGAGUCACUGCUAUACAGUGCAAGAGAAACUAUAAGAAAAAAUAAUACAUGAAAACAAACAAUUGUGUAUAUAUAUCCAAAGAAUGCAUACAUUUUCUGUGAUGUACUUAUUACAAGCAGAAAAGCUAAUAUCUAUCAGUACAGUAGUCUUCCUAGUUUCAAAAAUAAAAUCUGUUUGUAAUAUACCAGUUCCAUUUUUGUGAAAACCAGUCUAUACUUAUAGUUGGUUUAAGAACUCAUUUCAGUUGGGAGGUAUGAAUACUUUUAUUCCAGUUAAGUUAAAUAUUUGUGAAAAGACUGAUAAAGUAAUAUAAAGGUGCGGUAACUUCUAUCACUACUUGUUUUUCCCUCUUAAAAAACUUUUUUGGAAUAUUAGAAAUGGUGUGCUCCAUAGGUUAGCACAUGGCCACGUCCCUAGAGGUUCAUUGAGUAAUUUACUGUGUUUCCAAACUGUGGAAGACAAGAGGAAUCCCUGCAGCUCAGUGUGAACGGGGGAUACUGGUGCCACUGGCAGCAGGUUUCCUCAACCUCCUGCCAGUCAUCCAUAUGCGCUCCACCCUCGUUCAGCUCCUGGGCAGAGUAACCCAGGCUCAGCUGCAGCCACCUAAAGAGAGUGGCAGGUUCAGGCCGGCAGAGCCUCCAGUGAGUCCCAUUAACCCUCCUCCACAGCCGGUGCUGCACUUGGGCUCCUUCUCCCCUUGUUAUGUGUUGUUCUUAAUCUAGCCAAAUGGCCAAUAUGAAAUGGAAGAAAUCCUGUCUGGUAUGGGAGUUUUGGCACUGGUAUGCACCUUAAGGGGUCUGAGGACACAGAAAGACCUUCCUGAAAUAAAUUCAAGCUAGAGCAGAAUCUUUUCAAUCUACCCCAAUAGGAACCACAAUCAAAGAAGGCCCUGUCAAAGAGGGACUCUCUCUUAGCACCAGCGGCCAUCCAGUGCCUAGGGAGCAGACUGAUUUUAUCAGUGGUUUUGGUCUUCAGCAGGAACCUGGGAGUCAAAAGCUUGUUACUGGCUGGCUCCGCGGCUCACUAGGCUAAUCCUCCACCUGCGGCGCUGGCACCCCGGGUUCUAGUCCUGGUUGGGGCGCCGGAUUCUGUCCCGGUUGCUCCUCUUCCAGUCUAGCUCUCUGCUGUGGCCUGGGAGUGCAGUGGAGGAUGGCCCAAGUGCUUGGGCCCUGCACCCCAUGGGAGACCAGGAGGAAGCACCUGGCUCCUGGCUUCGGAUCGGUGCAGCUGUCUGGCCAUAGCGGCCACUUGGGGGGUGAACCAAUGGAAAAAGGAAGACCUUUCUCUCUCUCUCUCUCUCUCUCUCUCUCUGUCUAAUUCUGCCUGUCAAGAAAUAAAAAAUAAAAAAAGCCUUGUUUCUCAGAGGAUACUUAAAUCCCAAACAAUGGAAUAUAAUACACACCCAAGAAAAAAACAUCAAUCAAGUCUGUGGCUUUAGAUUCCCCUUUAUCUCCUUUUUUCACUGUUUCUUCUUAGUCUUUACUAUUUCCCUUUCCAGCUGUGAAGUUCAUUUAUUUCUUCAUAACCCAUGGUUUUAAGGUUGCUCAAUUCAAUUCAAGAUUAUUUAAUAGACAAUGUAUGUUAAUGGACUUAGCUGAAUUAAUAUAGCAAUCGAAUCACCAUUUUAUUUUCUUUUCACCUCAGUUUUCUUCCAGCUUUUGGCAAUGAAAUGAAGUAAAAGAUCAUUUGGAGACAAAAACUGUCAUUCAGUUGAUUUAGCUGAAUAUGACAAUUGUUCAGUUCAUAUAUGAUAAAUUGUUGUGUUAUUAUUUUAAUGUGAAUAUAUUCCUUAUAAUGUGACAAAAGCAUGUCUUUGAAAAGAAAAGGUAUAUAAUAAAAGCUUUCUACAUAUAAGUAUGUAGCAAAAUGUUUGUCCAAAUAUUUGUAAAUAAAAUUUACCCACUUAUUAGACAUUGAAAGGACUAAAUGAAACAAAAUUUCGGUUCAACAAUUCACUGUAAGCUGUUGGCACAAGAAGGAUUAAAAAUUAUCUUAAGGAAUAAGGUAAAAAUGUCUUUAAUGCUGUAUCAAACUGAACUGUAAACA
Lepus europaeus (European hare) is the source of this 2997-nucleotide messenger RNA. It is a transcript of the gene TCF24, whose product is annotated as transcription factor 24. NCBI's taxonomy places the organism in Eukaryota, Metazoa, Chordata, Mammalia, Lagomorpha, Leporidae. Gene Ontology annotation, molecular function: RNA polymerase II transcription regulatory region sequence-specific DNA binding; DNA-binding transcription factor activity, RNA polymerase II-specific; protein dimerization activity. Gene Ontology annotation, biological process: regulation of transcription by RNA polymerase II; developmental process. The transcript is spliced from 3 exons. Bases 236 to 739 code for a protein of 167 amino acids. The record is from RefSeq and is a predicted model, not a curated record.